UGUACCACAUAGUUUAGUAUUAUAAAUUUUGCGUUUCUUUUUUAUGAAGAGCGAACUUGGGCUUAUAUUUUCUGCUGUAGUAGAAAAACAACCCAAACCCUCUCUUCUCUUCUUAAAAAACGCACCCCAUUCCUCCCUAUUUGCAUCGCAUUUGUUCUUGAAUCUAUUUGAGUAGUCUCGCUGCCGCUUAGAGAGAGAGAGUUGUGAGAGAAUGUUCCAACCCAAGAAACCGUCAACUAUGAAUUCCCAUGAUAGACCCAUGUGUGUUCAAGGCGACUCUGGUCUUGUGCUCACCACAGACCCCAAGCCUCGCCUGCGUUGGACGGUCGAGCUUCAUGAACGCUUUGUCGAUGCUGUUACUCAGCUUGGAGGACCUGACAAGGCCACACCAAAAACAAUCAUGAGAGUUAUGGGUGUGAAAGGUCUUACACUUUACCACCUCAAGAGCCAUCUCCAGAAAUUCAGGCUUGGAAAGCAACCUCACAAGGAAUUCAAUGAUCACUCUAUAAAAGAUGCUUCGGCGCUAGAUCUUCAAAGAAAUGCUGCAUCUUCAUCUGGUAUGAUGGCUCGUAGCAUGAACGAGAUGCAACUGGAAGUGCAGAGAAGACUUCAUGAGCAAUUGGAGGUACAAAGACACCUUCAAUUGCGGAUUGAGGCUCAAGGGAAGUAUAUGAAGUCCAUAUUGGAAAAGGCUUGUCAAACCCUGGCGAGCGAAAAUAUGGCUACUGGAGGCUAUAAGGGUAUGGGAAAUCAAGGAGUUCCUGACAUGGGAGCAAUGAAAGAUUUCGGUCCUCUCAACUUUCCACCAUUUCAAGACCUCAAUAUUUGUGGAGGUGACCAACUUGAUCUUCAACACAUGGACAGACCAUCAGUUGAUGGUUUCAUGCCAAAUAGCGAUAACAUUUGCUACGGAAAGAGGAGGCCUAGCCCUUAUAGUAGUAGCGGGAAGAGUCCUUUGAUUUGGUCUGAUGAGCUCCGAUUGCAGGACUUGGGAACAGCUCCACCAUGUCUAGGACCUCAAGACGAUCCUUUCAAAACUGAGCAGAUUCAAAUUGCACCACCUCCUAUUGAUAGAAGCACUAAGAUAGAAUCUAUAUCAGAGAUUUACGAAGCAAAGCCGUUGCUUUCCGGUGAUGGAAUAGGUGAAAAGAAGUUUGAAGCAUCGCCUAAGCUGGAAAGGCCAUCGCCAAGAGGAGCACCACUUCAGACAGAGAGGAUGAACCCUGUGAUAAAUACUGGUAGUGUGACACAAGGGAGAAAUUCACCAUUUGGAUUAUCAAUUGCUAACAUUUGACUUAUUAGACCGCAAGUGACUUAAGAUUAAUUAUGCUCCUGUGAAUCUGAUAUUUCAUUAGGUUUUAGAAAAUUAUAAUUACAAUGGGGUUCUGUCUCAGGUAUAGGAUAAUGCAAGCCAUGCAUGCAUGCAUGGCAAUCUUUAUUAGUUAAAAUUUUUAUGAAUUUAAUACAUCAAUUUGUACUUCACUUGAUCCUUAAUUAUAUGACAUCGA
Molecule: messenger RNA, 1508 nt
Organism: Durio zibethinus
Lineage: Eukaryota; Viridiplantae; Streptophyta; Magnoliopsida; Malvales; Malvaceae
Product: myb family transcription factor IPN2-like
Molecular function (GO): DNA-binding transcription factor activity; DNA binding
Source: RefSeq, a predicted model, not a curated record